This is a messenger RNA of Thlaspi arvense, 1691 nucleotides long. Lineage: Eukaryota; Viridiplantae; Streptophyta; Magnoliopsida; Brassicales; Brassicaceae. The record is from the annotation of a GenBank genome assembly.
AUGUAUCUCCCCUAUUGUGUAGGAAGCAAAAUGAGUUUGUGGUAUAUCAUUGUUGCAAUAGUAGUCUUCUUUGCAUCUAUACUCAUUGCAAAGAACACGAGCAAGACAACGAAGAAUCUACCUCCUGGACCCCCAAGACUUCCUAUAAUUGGCAACUUGCACCAAUUGGGAUCCAAACCUCAUCGUUCGAUGUUCAAGUUAUCUAAAAAAUAUGGAUCUCUAAUGUCCCUAAAGUUCGGAAAUGUAUCUACCGUAGUGGCAUCAACUCCAGAGACAGUGAGAGAUGUCUUAAAAACGUUCGACAUUGAUUGUUGUUCACGACCUUACAUGACGUACGCUGCAAGAAUUACAUACAAUUUAAAAGAUCUCGGCUUUGCACCCUAUAGCAAAUACUGGAGGGAACUACGAAAGCUUACGGUUGUUGAACUCUACACGGCGAAGAGGGUACAGUCGUUUAGACAUAUAAGAGAAGAAGAAGUUGCCUCCUUCGUCGAUUUCAUCAAACAAUCUUCUUCAUUGGAGAAGCCCGUUAACUUCAACCUCAAGUUGAUGAAACUGUCAGCGAGUGUGAUUUGUCGAGUUGGAUUUGGGAUAAGUCUUGAAGGGAGUAAACUUGAGAAUAGUUAUGACGAAGUCAUUCAAGGAAUCAUGGAGGUUGUGGGGAGUUUUGCAGCAGCGGAUUACUUCCCGGUUAUCGGCAAAAUCAUCGAUAGGCUCACAGGGUUACAUGGCAAAUGUGAGAAGGUUUUCAAAGCCAUGGAUACAUUUUUCGAUCAAGCUAUAAAGCGUCAUUUAGAAGAUGAGAGUGUUAAAGAUGAUAUCAUUCACUUGCUCCUCAAAAUGGAAAGGGGAGAGAUUGGGCUUGGGGACUUUCAAAUUACACGAAACCACACCAAAGGAAUUCUUCUGAAUAUUCUUGCUGCUGGAAUAGACACUUCUGCCCAAACUACGACAUGGGUGAUGACGCAUUUGAUUAAGAACCCUAGAGUUAUGAGGAAGGUGCAAGCUGAGGUGAGAGAAGUGAUCAAAAACAAAGACGAAAUCACAGAAGAAGAUAUAGAACGACUUGAGUAUCUCACAAUGGUUAUCAAAGAAACACAUAGGAUCAACCCAUUAGUGCCACUUCUAAUUCCAAGAGAGGCCUCAAAAGAUAUAAAGAUCGCAGGUUACGACAUUCCAGAGAAAACUUGGAUCCACGUCAACAUUUGGGCUGUUCAUAGGAAUCCAAACGUUUGGAAAGAUCCGGACGCUUUCAUUCCAGAGAGGUUCAUGGGUAAUGAGAUUGACUAUAAAGGUUUAAACUUUGAGUUGUUGCCGUUUGGUAGUGGAAGGAGAAUGUGCCCUGGUCUAGGAAUGGGUAUGGCCUUGGUACACUUGACUCUCAUCAAUCUUCUCUACCGAUUUGACUGGAAGCUUCCAGAAGGAAUGAAGGUUGAAGAUGUUGAUCUUGAAGAAUCAUAUGGACUUGUCUGUCCUAAGAAAGUUCCACUUGAGCUUAUCCCAAUAAUUACCAAGUGGACUUGACUAUAUAUUUUCAUACUCCAAAAUGUAACCUGUGCAUGUAUUUUUUUUUUUUUUUUUUUGUAACUUCCUUUGCAAGUAUUUUGAAGCCAUACCAAGUACGUUUGAUUAAUCCAUCGUUAAGCACAUUCUAUCUGGCAAACACACCUCUUUAUGAACGUUACUACUGG